Mesorhabditis spiculigera is the source of this 753-nucleotide messenger RNA. NCBI's taxonomy places the organism in Eukaryota, Metazoa, Nematoda, Chromadorea, Rhabditida, Rhabditidae. The record is from the annotation of a GenBank genome assembly.
AUGCUCUGCGCUACCGUACUCCUUGCUGUCGUCGGCUACGCGGCGGCAGCGUGCGUCAGCGACGCAAAUGGAGUCUGUAUUAGGGUCUACAACAAAUGCCCGUUUCCCGUGUGGCCCGGAAUCCAGGGCUCUACGAUCCCGAAUGGCGGCGGCUUCAAGCUGAAUGCUGGCGAGGCAAAGGAGCUUCGAGUGCCCAACGGCUGGCGAGCGGCCCGAAUCUGGCCGAGGACGGGUUGUGACGGGAAUAUGCGAUGCGAGACUGGGGAUUGUGGCGGAAACACGGAGCAGUGCAAUGGCCGUGGAGGUGUCCCGCCCGUCUCCCUAGCCGAGUUCACCCUGAAUGGAGCCGGAUCUCAGGAUUACUACGAUGUUUCCCUUGUGGACGGCUACAACAUCCCCGUUUUCAUCAUCCCCAUUGAGGGCACCUACCGGACCACGGGAGGGCAAUACGACUGCAAGGUCGCCGGCGGGUGUGUCGAAAACCUCGCCUCGGAAAUUUGCCCGGAAAAGAUGCGCGUCGUAAAGAACGGCCGUAUCGUCGCCUGCAAGUCGGCUUGCGAGGCGUUCAACACCGACGAGUACUGCUGCCGUGGCGCCCACAGUACGCCGCAGACCUGCCCUCCCACACAGUACUCUCAGCUGUUCAAGCGCGCAUGCCCGGCCGCUUAUUCGUACGCCUACGACGACAAGACCUCCACGUUCUUCUGCCGCGGCAACAAUGGACCUUCGCCAGCCUAUACCGUGCAAUUUUGC